AUGAAGCUACACAGCCCCCUUUCGCUUGCCUCUCUCAUCUCAGUAGUUCUUGCUCACAGUCAAGACCCCCUUGUUGACCUCGGUUACUCCAUCUAUCAGGGCCUGACGAAUGACACCACGGGCGUUGCUUCUUUCCUUGGAAUCAGGUAUGCGGCACCCCCCACCGGUGACCUUCGCUUUGCCGCGCCUCAGCCGCCGCCCAACAUCACGGGCGUACAACCAGCUGUAUAUCAGCCAAAUGCAUGCCCACAGGCAUCGUAUGGGAGCGAGCCCACAUCUCCGUACCUUAACAUAACGGGGAUGCAGAGGCGAGACUCUACUACACCCGGCUUUUCUGAAGACUGCCUGUUCCUAAACGUCUUUACGCCCGUCGAUGCUCAUAAAAACGCGACUGCUGAUCUGCCUGUACUAGUCUGGAUCCAUGGAGGGGGAUACAUCUCCUGGGGCGCCUAUAUGCACCCUGGCGAAGAUCUUGCGGCAGCAGCGGACAACGGUGCGGUCGUGGUGGUUCUUCAGUAUCGUCUCGGUAUCUUUGGCUUCUUGUCUGGGAACGAAUUCGUUCAAGGUGGCGGAGCACUGAACGCUGGGCUGCUCGACCAGAGGUUCGCUCUUCAGUGGGUUCAGGAUCAUAUCGGCCAAUUUGGAGGUGAUUCCUCUAAGGUGACAAUCUGGGGGCAGUCAGCAGGCGGUGGAUCCGUUUUUCAACACAUUGUUGCCGAUGGCGGAAACACUCAGCCACCCCUGUUUCACCGUGCCAUGGUUAGCUCAAAUUUCAUGCCACCUCAGUAUAUGUACAACGACUCAAUACCUGAGGCUAUCUAUCAGUCUGUCGUUCAAGCGGCGGACUGUGCCACUUCUACUGAGUCGUUGUCCUGCCUCCGUAAUGCAUCAGUGGAUGUACUAGAGAAUGUCAACAACCUGACCAAUUUCAAUGCGCUGUACGGUACAUUCACCACUGUCCCGGUCAUCGACGGAAAGUUAUUCUCCGAGCCGGUAACGGAAACUCUAGUCAAGGGGAAUGUCAACGGGGAGAUGUUGUUAUCUAUAACAAAUGCAGAUGAGGGUGCCAUAUUCAUCGACCCAAAAACCGCCAAUACAACCAGCUAUGUCCAUAAUCUCUUCCCAUAUCUACCCAUAGAUGAAGCUCGCAAAGUCGGAAGUGUAUAUGCGAAUUUUACGACUCCAGGCGGAUCAGGGGACGUUACACCUGCGGUUGCCCAGGCCAGUGGGAUUCUGGGCGAGUCUACUUUCACCUGUCCGACAUAUCUCCUUCUCGACGCGUUCAACAAGGCUGGGAAGCAAGCGUGGAAGGGUCUUUUUGCAGUCCCUCCCGCGCAUCAUGGCGAUGAUCUCGCGUACUACUUCCCAUCCUCCCCAUUCUUCAAUCCGGCGGUCAACGACACCGAGCUCGUUAGCUCGUUUGCCAAGACGUUCCUGAGCGUUGUCAUUAAUGCCGAUCCGAAUACCCACAUUGACUCGAGCGAUGCGACGCCCCGAUGGAGCACAUGGGCUCAAGGGAACACGGAGAUGAUAUUCAAUGUCACAAACGCGAACGAGACGGACAUCAAGGUCAGCAUAACAGAUCCGGAUAUGCUGUCACGCUGCCGCAUAUGGCAAGGACUUGCUCAAUACACUGGCCAUUAAAUGGGAACGAGAUUUUGUAGUGGUAGACAUGUAUGGUAAAAUCA
Molecule: messenger RNA, 1688 nt
Organism: Coniophora puteana RWD-64-598 SS2
Lineage: Eukaryota; Fungi; Basidiomycota; Agaricomycetes; Boletales; Coniophoraceae
Product: alpha beta-hydrolase
Exons: 12
Coding region: 1-1644 (547 amino acids)
Source: RefSeq, a predicted model, not a curated record